This is a messenger RNA of Cylicostephanus goldi, 345 nucleotides long. The record is from the annotation of a GenBank genome assembly. NCBI's taxonomy places the organism in Eukaryota, Metazoa, Nematoda, Chromadorea, Rhabditida, Strongylidae.
AUGAUCUCUUUAAACACAGUGUUAUUUUCAAUACUGACAUUGCAGAUCAGCUAUGAGACCGGUCCGCUCUGCUGGCCCCAUGAGGAACCACGAGUUGAAGAUAACUACAGGAAUGUAGCACCUGUUUUUGGGCAAAGUUCAGAAGUAUCGUCGGACACCUAUAUUCCCGGCGAUGUGCCCAUGGAAGUGUUCUUCAACCUUCGCUCAUUGACGAACUUUGAAAUAAGCGAUGUUACGGAUUACAAAUUCGAGCAGCUAUUGACUCCUCCGCUAGGGUUUAGCUACAAGUUUAUCGGUGCUGGGCAAGUUUCGUUGCCUUUCAAUCAGACUUGGAGUUCUCAUUGA